GUUCCACUGGAAAGCCAGUUCCUACAGAGCACCAUGGUAGUGGGGGACAAAGAGGGUGCACAGUGAGGAAGAUGACGGUGACACCAUAUCCCACGGCAUGCUAGGGGAGGACGGAGUGAAGGAAGACCAGGCACAGCCACUGAAAGAACUGGGACGUGCCACCACUGGAGACAGGGAGGAAAGGGUGGCAAUGAUACCGGUGACCCUAAGAGGAAAAGGGGACCGAGGUCGGGAACAGGGUCCGGACCGGGACCGGGGUGCCUUGCGCGCGCAUAGGACCAUCCACAGGAAAUGGAAGGGUUCAUUUCAGACCUUCGGAAAGGAGGUGUGCAUCACGGGUCACUCGGUGUACCCCGGUCUCCACACCGCCCUCCAGGAGUGCAUGUGUUGCCAAUGCUAUGCCAGGUUUGGGGGCCACUUGCCCGUGCCCUGGGCUGAUGCACUGCUACCGUACUGGGUCCCUCUGUCUCUGAGACCACGAAAGCAGGUCUCAAAGAUGAUGCGGUGUUCUAUCCCCAGAGCCAUAAGGUCAUGUCGUUGCCCCUGCCACUGCUUUGGGGGCCGCCUUCCGAUGCCCAGGGAUAGGGCUGUUAUGCCCUAUUGGGUGCCCCAGGGGCUGAGGUCACAGAAGAAGGUGGUGAAGAGGCUGGAGAACAUUAAAGACACCCCAGAGUGCUCUCUGGAAUCAAGCAGCUGGCACGGCUGUUGGCGGGUCUGUGGGGACCGGCGUCUCCUCCUCAAGUGGCAGCAGCUCCAGGCCCUUUAUCAAGAUGAGCUGCCAGACCCUCGGGAGGAUGAGCCACAUGCUGGCGGCUUAGGCUCCCUCCUGCCCGUGAGCUUCAAUCUCCUGACCCUGCUGCAGGCUGUCCUGAGGGCCAUCAUGGUCAUUCGCCAUUUGUUCUGGGACUGAGGUGGAGUCUUCAGCCACUGUCAUGAUCUUCAGCAAGAAUGUCAGUCACGAUCAUUUCCUCAAGGGAAGCCCUCAGAGCAGGAGGGUCUGAGACAUUCGCUGUUUCCACACACGAUAAGACCUGCACCCACGAUCCAGUCGGAACUGGAAGCCACCACUGUGACUGAUAGCUGAAGGGGACCUGGUGUGAAUGUCCAAACAAGUCUAUUGUGAAUGCAGCCAAUAAAUGUUAUUUGUGAAACUA
Myodes glareolus (Bank vole) is the source of this 1154-nucleotide messenger RNA. Lineage: Eukaryota; Metazoa; Chordata; Mammalia; Rodentia; Cricetidae. The record is from RefSeq and is a predicted model, not a curated record.